Dipodomys ordii (Ord's kangaroo rat) is the source of this 1530-nucleotide messenger RNA. It is a transcript of the gene Dpf1, whose product is annotated as D4, zinc and double PHD fingers family 1. Gene Ontology annotation, biological process: nervous system development. The record is from RefSeq and is a predicted model, not a curated record. Gene Ontology annotation, cellular component: nBAF complex. The coding region runs from base 162 to 1160 and encodes 332 amino acids. NCBI's taxonomy places the organism in Eukaryota, Metazoa, Chordata, Mammalia, Rodentia, Heteromyidae. The transcript has 12 exons.
GGCUACCGCCAUUCAGAACCCGCUCAAGUCGCGAGGACUUCUACCGUGAGGCCAUCGAGCACUGCCGCAGCUACAACGCGCGCCUGUGCGCCGAGCGCAGCCUGCGCCUGCCCUUCCUCGACUCGCAGACCGGCGUUGCUCAGAACAACUGCUACAUCUGGAUGGAGAAGACCCACCGCGGGCCAGGUUUGGCCCCAGGACAGAUCUAUACUUAUCCUGCCCGCUGUUGGCGAAAGAAGCGGAGACUCAACAUCCUGGAGGACCCCAGACUCAGGCCCUGCGAGUACAAGAUCGAUUGUGAGGCACCAUUGAAGAAAGAGGGUGGUCUCCCGGAAGGGCCAGUCCUCGAGGCUCUGCUGUGUGCUGAGACUGGGGAGAAGAAGGUGGAGCUGAAGGAGGAGGAGACUAUUAUGGACUGUCAGAAACAGCAGUUGCUGGAGUUUCCGCAUGAUCUUGAGGUGGAAGACUUGGAGGAUGACAUUCCUAGGAGGAAGAACAGGGCCAAAGGAAAGGCAUACGGCAUCGGGGGUCUCCGGAAACGCCAGGACACUGCUUCCUUGGAGGACCGAGACAAGCCGUAUGUCUGUGAUAUCUGUGGGAAGCGGUAUAAGAACCGGCCAGGGCUCAGCUACCACUACACCCACACCCACCUGGCUGAGGAGGAGGGGGAGGAGCACGCCGAGCGCCACGCCCUGCCCUUCCACCGGAAAAACAACCACAAACAGUUUUACAAAGAAUUGGCCUGGGUCCCCGAGGCACAAAGGAAGCACACAGCCAAGAAGGCACCUGACGGCACUGUCAUCCCUAAUGGCUACUGUGACUUCUGCCUGGGUGGCUCCAAGAAGACGGGGUGUCCCGAGGACCUCAUCUCUUGUGCAGACUGUGGCCGAUCAGGACACCCCUCGUGUUUACAGUUCACGGUGAACAUGACAGCUGCUGUGCGGACCUACCGCUGGCAGUGUAUUGAGUGCAAGUCCUGCAGCCUAUGUGGCACCUCGGAGAAUGACGACCAGCUGCUGUUUUGUGACGACUGUGAUCGGGGUUACCACAUGUACUGCCUGAGUCCCCCCAUGGCGGAGCCCCCAGAAGGGAGUUGGAGUUGCCACCUCUGCCUGCGGCACUUGAAAGAAAAGGCCUCUGCCUACAUCACCCUCACCUAGGCCUGGCUCUGCUUCUCCUGGACCUGGACCUGGACCUGGACCCCUCCGGGUGGUGCUUGCCCUCUGCCUAUCAGAGCUCCUCUUUUCCACCUUCAUACCCAGCAGCAGGAGGAGGGCGAAGCCUAGAGAGGGCAGGGCUGCCAUCCCUUCUGCAGGUGGAAUGUUAGCCCUGCAGGCUGGGGCCCAGCACUGCCCCUCUCCCUCGUGCCCUCCUUCCCUUCCCCAUCCCUUGGCAAAUGGGCACCAGGGGCUUCCACUCCCCUCAAAGCCAUACCCCGCCUCUUGGCGGGCACAGGGGGGUAGUGGAUGCCAACCUGGGGCAUGGACAGAGCCUUUUUCUAAAGAAAAAGACAAAAAGUUAAAAAAAAAA